Molecule: messenger RNA, 1542 nt
Organism: Fonsecaea pedrosoi CBS 271.37
Lineage: Eukaryota; Fungi; Ascomycota; Eurotiomycetes; Chaetothyriales; Herpotrichiellaceae
Exons: 2
Coding region: 1-1542 (513 amino acids)
Biological process (GO): regulation of DNA-templated transcription
Molecular function (GO): DNA-binding transcription factor activity
Source: RefSeq, a predicted model, not a curated record
AUGCAGCGAGAUCCAGCAUCUCCUGCCUCUCAUACCUCCGCUUCAGCACAAGCCGACUACAACCUCUCACCUCCUUCGCUAUGGCAGGAUGGUCGGAAACGGAAGAAUGCUCCGCCUGGCUCGCGGAGCGUCGAUACCCUCACGCCCGAACAGCUGGCCAAAAAGCGUGCCAAUGACCGUGAAGCCCAACGCGCAAUCCGAGAGCGGACCAAGCAGACCAUUGAGAACCUGGAGCGGAGAAUACAGGAGUUGACAUCCCAUCAGCCAUAUCAAGAGCUCGAGGCCGUCAUCAGACAGAAAGAUGCUAUCCAAGCAGAGAAUGAGGAGAUUCGCAGGAGGCUUGCUUCAGUCAUGUCCAUCAUUCAACCUAUUGUAGGAGCGCAGGGAUUGACUGAUCUUGCGACGGCUGCGCAGCACAAUGUCCAGGCUGGGCUGGUUCAGACACACCCUGUUCUCAAUCCUCCGUUUCCUCCAAGUAACGGCACACAAGCCAGCCCAACCUCCUUCCAUAUCCAGCGAAAUGGGCAGACCGCCUUCUCCGUCUCUCCCAUUCUGUCACAAGGCCAGUCAGAAACACCACCGCAUCCUCCACAGUUGGGAGGAGAAGUAAUCGAGGACCACAGGCCUUCACCCACGUCAAGAGAUGCACUGAAUAACCAACGAGACAAUCUACAACGUGGCCUUGAACUGAAUGAGGGUGGGGAGCGUGUCAACUUCGGAUUUCUGCUCGAUCUUUUGGGACAACGAACAGGCAAUGCACGCGCGCAAACUCACCCUCACCCUCGACCACGACCACAACCUCAGCCCGGCGUCAGCUCCCCUUACCCAGCGCUUCCCUCGACGCUACCCGAUCAACUUACACUUCCUACGACACGUUGGAGCGUCCUCCCUAAAAUCAGUCCUCCUACGUGCCCCCUCGAUAGCUUGCUACUCAAACUCUUACAAUCUCGUCAGCGCGACCCGAUCAGCGGCGCCAACGCACUCCCCACAACACCAAGCUAUCCUUCUGUUUCGUCUCUUCUGAACCCCAGCGGGCCUCGUCGAUCUCUGGAUGACAUGUCCCAACUCAUGACAGAUAUCAUCUCGAAGUUCCCCAACAUCUCUGGAUUGCCAGAACAAGUAGCGACAUUGUUUAUCAUGUUCACCCACAUGCGCUGGCAAAUCCAUCCUACCAAAGAAAACUACGAGCGCCUCCCCGAAUGGUUCCGGCCUACUCCAGCGCAAAUAUUCCAACCUCAUCCCGCAUGGAUGGAACAUAUCCCAUGGCCACGGAUGAGAGAUAGGGUUGUGGUGAACCCUCAGGAUUAUCCAUUUGAUGAUUUCUUCUUCCCUUUCACAGCCGAUUUAUCUGUCAACUGGCCGUAUGAUCCGGUGGAUUGUCUCCUCAGCACUUCUGAGAAAGAAGAACCAGUCAUCAACCCGGUGUUUGAGAGCCACAUUCGACGCCUGGAGAACUGGAGUCUGGGACCGUUGUUUGCCGAGACCUAUCCUAAUCUGGUGGAGACGGUGAGAAUAAAGGAGAAUGAACCCGGGCCAAGCUGA